Molecule: messenger RNA, 288 nt
Organism: Iphiclides podalirius (scarce swallowtail)
Lineage: Eukaryota; Metazoa; Arthropoda; Insecta; Lepidoptera; Papilionidae
Source: the annotation of a GenBank genome assembly
AUGGCGGACAAUGUAUGUCCCGUGGUCCCAAUUGUACGUAACAAUACGCCGAGGAGUCAGUCGGAUCAUCGUAGUGACGUGGCCGUCUUCGUUUCAGAUGACUUAGGGCGCGGGCCGCCAUCGAGCCUGAUGAGGGUCGCGGUGCCCCUCCUGGCGCUGCUGCUGCAGCUGCCACUGCUGCAAGCGGUCUGCCCCUGGGCGUGCGCGUGCCGCCCCACCGCCCUGGACUGCUCCCACCGGGGGCUGCUGCACACGCCCCGCCGCCUGCCGCCGGACGCGCUCCGUCUG